Molecule: messenger RNA, 4347 nt
Organism: Biomphalaria glabrata
Lineage: Eukaryota; Metazoa; Mollusca; Gastropoda; Planorbidae
Exons: 8
Coding region: 512-1624 (370 amino acids)
Molecular function (GO): carbohydrate binding; serine-type endopeptidase activity
Source: RefSeq, a predicted model, not a curated record
UCGAGUUGAAGAGAGGGGGGGGGGGGCGGUGUAGAGGUAAAGAAGAUCUGGCGGUCUGAAGAACAAAGAGUUGAUGAAAACAACUUCUGCCUAGUUACACUAGUUGACGCCUACAACAAUGACUUGGCAAACAAUGUAACCCAAAUAUCGUCUUCACAACCUCAAGUAGUUUACAAACAUAACAACAGUGUGAGUAGGUCUAUAAUAGAAAUUCCUAUACAAAUCUUGAAACAAGCAAAGUGUGACUAGAUCUAGAUUCUAAAGCAAAAAAUAGGCAAUGAAACAUUGUCUGUAGUCUACUUCGAUUUUUAGUGUUUUUUUUUACCAGUCGCCCGACUUUUUGUUUUUAACACACUACUCAUCACAAAGGAGAGCGGGGGGAAGCAAUGUGCCAAGGAUGAAGAAAACCUUUAAGAUCGAUACCAAACUGUGUUAAGAUGGCAGCUGCUCAAGUUAAAGCAUACCAAGGCGAGCGCGAGCGAGCAUUUAAAAUUCAAUAGAAAACAAAACCAUGGCUGCAACAGUGUUGAGCAUGAUCUUUGCCCUUCUUAUGGCAUGUGUUUCAGUGGCAGGUGACACCAUCUAUUCAUGUUUUGGAGUCAAUAAAACACUCAACAUUGACUGUGGAGCAGGGUAUAUGGUCCACAUUACCAAAACCUUUUAUGGCUUCAGCCCCACUAGCCAAUGCCGUUUGGUGGAGGGGGAGGCUGGGGCUGCCGGGUGCACAGUGGAAGAUCACGAAAACUAUCCCUGUGUCGGGCAGAGAACAUGCAGUAUCAAUCUGCCCACUGGCGCAUUUGGGGUUAAUGUCCCAACCUGUGGGCAGAGGAGCAACUACUUCCAAGUGGAAUAUAACUGUGUGUUGGAAAGUUCAGUCACCAACAUCUGCAACAAUGAGAAACUGACUAAACAAAGUGGAUACAUUAUGACUCCUAAAUAUCCAGCCAAGUAUAAAUACAAGGGUGACUGCUAUGUUGACAUUGUGGCCCACCCUUCACAGAAGAUCAACUUGAAUAUUAUUGAGCUGGACCUGGAAAGCAGGGGACGCACAGACUGCGCUGACCUGAUGUACUUCAAUGACAAGCUACGCAGCAUCACUCUGUGUGGCCAGCGCACCAACAACAGCUACAGCAUGCUGUCUAACUUUCUGCACAUUGAGCUUCAGUCCUCCAGCGCAGUCAACAGCAAAGGAUUCUGGCUGUAUUAUGAAGCUGUCCCUCCGAUGCCAACAUCUUUGACUCCAUCAACUGUGGUUGAAAAUAAGGUGGUCACCAUGGAAACCUUACACUUUGAUAACAACCAAGCUGUAACUAGUGGUCCCAGAGGAAUGGACAGGGCUGGAAAUUCUAUUCUACUGUCAACUCUUCAAUAUCAGCAGGCCAAUACUACUGUACCUCUAUUCUAUAAAAAGAACUCUCCCAAGUUACCAUUUGCUGCUAUUGCUGGAGGAGUGAUUGGUACACUGAGUCUCAUUCUAGUCCUACUUCUCUUACUGCUGUUGAUUAAAUGGUGCAAUGAGAGGAAGUACUAUAAAGGGGAAAAAGUCCUUGAAAUCAGGAACCCAGCUUUCCGAAGCAGCAAUGAUUUCCACGAGAGCCAAAAUCAGAAUAGCAACUACUGCUAGAAGUUGGUGGCUAUGCUGGUAAGCCCGAAGACCACUUUUUUUUUUCUUCUGGGAAGAAACCUUGAUGACUAAACCAAUGUCCAUAGUGGAUGUUAGCACCUUGUAUUUAUCCACUGGCCAAAUAUAGAUAUGAAAGCUAGCAGUGAAGCUACAACUGAGACAGAGUAACUGCAAUCAGCACUUUGACAUUAGAUGCUAACAGUCAAAGGAAUAAAUGGUCAUAAUGCAAGAUAAUAGCAAACAUCUAAAUGCCUUCUUAGUUUGAGACAACAAAAAACUUGGCACAGAUGACAUAAGAACAUAGUCAUAUGGUCAUCAAUACAGUUACACAAGUACCAAUAAUACAUGAUUGCUUCAUGGAAGGACGGAGCUGCUGCCAUGCCCACAUUCCAUGACUGCUCUCAACAGUCAAAUGUAAACAUUUCAAAAAGUUUCCAAUAUGUCACCAUUCAAACUAUAUACCAUACUCAAGAAGCAUUUGAAAUCUCAUUAAAUUGAAAAAUGAGGUAAACACCAUGCUGCCAAAGUAGUCUUUGUGUGUGUGUGUGUGUUUUAUCAAAAACAAAAAGACAAUGAACUAUUUUUAAUAUUAAGUAAUGUAUCAAAUGUGAUGGACAACUUUGAAAUUCAUAGUACAUACUACAUUUUGUCUUCAUUGACUAAAAAAUUCUUUGGAACAUGGUGGAUGUAGGGCAAAGUACUUUUUUUUUCAAGAGGACCCAAACUUUGGCUGUGAUUUGGGGAUUAAAAAGUCCAACCAGCUCUAAUUUGUAUCUGACACUUGUCAGUGAAAAUAAAUGUGGUUGGUCAUUGUGCUGGCCACAUGACACUCUAAGUGAUUAUUAUUGGCUACCACUUCUCAAAUCAAUUUAACAUCCUGGGGGAGGGGGAGUUACUAAAAUAAUGUGUAAUUUAUUUUGAUUGUGUUAUAUUCACUACUUUUGAACAAUGUCCUUCCAAUGCUCUGUAAAUAUUCUAAUUUAUUGUUCUUUUUUAAAAAUAAUUCUUGCCAUUGGGUAAUAUGGCCAGUUCAACUAUUCCAAUUUGUUGUACAUUGAAAAUAGCAUUAUUUAUUGCAUGCAUCUAUGCACAUUCAUGUUGUCACUCAUCAGUACUCAUGUUUUACGUACUCAUGUUUUACACCUCCUGUUUCAUUGGAUCACUGUCUUAACAUCUCGUUUCACUCAUCGAAGCCUAAAUCAACUCUCCAUUGUUGACAGAAACAAAAGACAAUGAAUUGUGUUGAUAUUGAAAGGUUAUGCUGCAUGCCAAUGUUUAAAUAAAAUGUUUAUUGUCAUCAAUGUAAAUGCUGACAAUAAUGGUGUGUAACACUAGAAGUAUUAAUAUUUCAUGUAAUAUAAUGUAUAUACUUAUUUAUCGUGAACUCAUUUAUAUUUAUAUUUAUUCUAUGUUCCAUCCCCCAAAAAGUCACCAAAUCUAGUCAUAUCAUUGUACUGUAUAUAAUGCUUAAUAUUGCUCUGUUUUGUUGAAGUAAUCAUAUUUACAUUUACCUUAAUGCUGUAAUCAUCCAAUCAGUAAUUUAUUAUGAGUCGAGUAAAUUAUAUCAAUGUAUGUAUGUGUUGAACCAAAUCAAUAAGUAAAAAAGAUAAUUUGGUAAUAGUGUUAAUGUUAAUAAAGGAACUGAAAAUCUAAGACUCUAUGAAAUGUGAAAAGUAGGUGAUGGUUGUGUUUGCUAAAUCAGGUCAUCGACAUUAAUAUAAUUGGAUGAGUGUGCUAAAUCAAGUCAUUAAUUUAUUAUGUGGAUGAGUGUGCUAAAUCAAGUCAUAAAUUUAUUAGUUGGAUGAGUGUGCUAAAUCAAGUCAUAAAUUUAUUAUGUGGAUGAGUGCUAAAUCAAGUCAUUAAUUUAUGUGGAUGAGUGUACUAAGUCAAGUCAUUAAUUUAUGUGGAUGAAUGUGCUAAAUCAAGUCAUUAAUUUAUAUGGGUAAGUGUGCUAAAUCAAGUCAUUCGUAUAAUAAAUAUGCUAAAUCAAGUCAUAAUAUAUAUGGAUGAGCGUGCUAAUCACAUCAUGUAAUAUAGUAUAUAGAUGAGGAGUGUGCUUUAUUCAAGUAUUAUAUGAAGUAUGUCUGAGCUAUAAGUAUACAUAUUUGUGACUUUGUUUGUGCUUAUUUGGUAAAGAAAAUAUAUUUAAUGUAUACUAUAUAUUCAUAUUUACUUAAAUUUUUGAAAAUAUAUUUGUUUAUGGUUGUGACAGUUCAAUCAUUAAUUAGAAAAAUCCCUUUUGGUAAUUUUUAGCACUUGGUACAUAUUGACACUAGACAUUUUAAUCAUUUAAACAACAUUGACAAACUAAAACAUUUUGAACAUGUUCUACUGUGAUACACAGCCAUUCCAUCUGACAAAAGCCAAAAUCAGACAGAUUCUGCAUAACAAAAACAUUUAUUACAAAAUGUAAACAAUCUACAAAUUUCAUACACACAUACAAAUCCUACUUCACAUUUUCCUAUUAUUUAUAGUUUCACCAUAUGACUAUACACAGAGGUUUGAAGUUUCUCUGCUUUUAGAAGAGGCCAAUUUUUUUUUAUAACUUUCAUUUCAGCUGUAGUAGUGAAUGAAUUUCUUCAUUUAUGACAUAAAUAUAUUAUAAAUACUGUAAAUUUUGUAUGUAUGUAUAAAGUUGACUAUAAUGAUUUAUUUAUUACAAUUUAAUUCUAAUAAUAAUUUCUAUGUAGAAAGGAGAGAAAAAUAUUCAAUAAACUAAUAAU